Messenger RNA from Fusarium oxysporum Fo47, 873 nucleotides. RefSeq lists its product as uncharacterized. Lineage: Eukaryota; Fungi; Ascomycota; Sordariomycetes; Hypocreales; Nectriaceae. The record is from RefSeq and is a predicted model, not a curated record. The transcript has a single exon. The coding region runs from base 1 to 873 and encodes 290 amino acids.
AUGAAUACGCCCCUGACUAUCUUACUACUGCUUGGUAGUAUAUACCAAUGUGCCGGACAAUCCGAUUAUAAUGAUAAUUGCCAGCCUGCUUUAUAUAUCAAGGCUGGUGACUAUGGGAAUUUCACAUCACCUAAUGCUAAUGCAACGUGUGAGCAUGCUCUUAUAUCCUUCCUCGAAGUAGAUACUAGCGAGACUGUCUCUUUGCAACAAGGUGAUGCAAUCUGCGAGGUUUAUCCGCUCAUACAUAUCUCAAUUCCAACUGACACGCCGGUUGGCACCGCAAAGAUAACCUGGCUUUGUGAUAAUGAGAAGCCCAACCCAUGCCAGCUGCUUUUUGUUCAGCCUGCAUCUCCAUAUGCAACGGCUUCAGUAUCAACUUUUGCCAUGACUCUGGAAUGCCCCUCAUCUGAAAGCGGUAUCAUUCCUCAAACCGAUACCGCUCAAGGUUCGGGGUCGAAUUUGGUACCAUCUCAAGUCCAACCGCCAGGGUCUUCAGUGACGGGAGGGCCUUCUAGAGUCCAAUCAGGUGGAGAAGCGGCAACGGCUACUCCGUACAUAGACAGUACUACCCCUGAGUAUGGUGGGAGUAUACCAGAACAUACAGAGUCUGGUACUGAACCUUUCACUGGAGGGGAAACUCAGACAAGUCCAACAAUGGUUGCAACAGAUGCUGUUCCAUCUGGCACGAAUGAGUCUUCGCAGCUAGCGGAUCACGACGUGGGAGUAACACCGCCAGUGGAAACGAAUAUCUCGGAUAUCUCAAAUGCUACAGUGACUCCUAUCCCGGAGAAUACGGCUGUACUCACCGGAACACAAUCACCUGCUCAGGGCUCAGAUAAUGCAUCUUCAGACAACGGCUGUACUUGUGCCUAG